CUAUUUGACAACUUCUUCACAUCUCUCAGCUUGCUAACCUAUUUGAAGGAUUCUAUGGGCCUCAGAAGUUUGGGAACCAUUAGAAAAUCACUUGAUGGGCUGAAAACUGAAGAUGAUCAAGAACUACUGAAAAGAGGAAGAGGUAGUUUUGACUACCGAGUUGACAACGAUGCACAGCUUGCAAUAGUCAAAUGGGCUGACAGCAAAACAGUCACCUUGGUGAGCACAUGUGCUUCUGUGAUGCCUGUAGGUUAAAUGAAGCGCUUCUCAAAGAAGGGAAGACAGAUAUCUGUCCCAUGUCCACAGAUCGUGGCAGAAUACAACCAUCACAUGGGAGGUGUGGACUUGACUGACAUGAUGAUUGCAUUAUAUCGCACUCCAGCCAAGUCCCAUCGGUGGUACCUUUGCAUAUUCUGGCAACUGAUAGGCAUUGCUGUCGGUAAUGCAUGGUUGCUUUAUCAGCAUGACGCAACAGCAAUUGGUCCAGUAAAGCUGAAGAAACUGAAGGCCUUCAGGCUAGAUGUUGCCAAAGGUCUCAUCUAUCCAGAAAAACAAAAAAGAGCCCGGCUUUCCCUAGGAAAUGAGAAUGAUGCAGCCGUGAGGGUUGUCAAGCAGCCAAAGGUCCCACAGCCUAUAGAUGAAAUGCGCUAUGAUGGAAACAGCCACUACCCAAUUCUGUCUGUGAAAGGGAGAUGCAGGAUGUGCCCUAAUGGACCAUCAUGUGUGAGAAGUGUAAUGUGAGGCUUUGCAUUGUCACUGGACAAAAUGCAUGCAACUGCUUUCAUCUUCGAUGAAAUUGAUGAAAUACUUUUGAACAUAAGGACAGGUUCAUAGUACCAGUAAAACAAUGAACUGUUGCAAUUUUGGGCCCAAAUGAAUUGGGGUUUUUGUAAGACUUUACUUUUUUAACAUUAGAGUAACUUGUAAGUUUUACGUUUUAACACCAGUUGUAAUUUUUUAAACACCAAAGCAAGUAGGGAUAAGGGUGUAUUGUAUGUUUGGCAUUCCUUUUUUAAUGAAACAUAAAAAUUAGUGAGUUUUAAUGGUUUUAUGGUUCUUUUGACUAUGGGAGCAGUUGCCAAAAACAGUUCAGAUGUAUACCCCAAAUGGGCACUGUAUCCUGUGGGAUACAGUUUGUAAAAUGGAAAAUAAACACACAGUUUUGAAAAAAAAAACUUAUGAAAUUGUGUUAUUUGAGACAAAAUCCACUAGAAAAGAACAAGUAAAACAUUUUCAGUUAAGUUUUUUGGUACUUGCCAAUUAAAGGGUUAACUCUGGUAGCUUUAGCUCCUAUUAAUGUUAUGCUUAGAUGGUAAUUAAGACUACAAUGAUAGCAGGGUCAAAAUUCCUGCCUAAGCCAGAGAUGAAGAAGCCAUCAGUUGCUACUAUAAAAAACCAAAUCAGCCCUGUUGGUGUGGUUAGAGAUACCACAUGGCGUUGUACUCUCACACAAACCAUCAGCUUUUGUACCGAUAACGCUUCUCGAAGUCUCACAGACCCCGAGAGGACCACACCUUUCUGGCAACCCUCUGCCGCCAGUCCCUUCUCGCUGCCGACACCGCUCUGCCUGGAGAGGGGGCAAGUGAGCAACGCUUCGACUGGACCGAGAAAUGCACAAAUGAAAAAUGCCUUUAGUUAAUCACACACAGCCCCAAGUUUACAGAAGCCACCGCAACGUCUGUACGAGUCUGGGUAGCCCAUACUCUCAAGCACCUUGAAAUUUCAUUCUUUCUCAGAGUUGCUCCCAGACUGAUAUUCACCAAACUUAAGUUUUGUUAAUUGCCUUGAAGCACGUCGGCUAAGCUAUCUAUAAGCAUCACUAUCAUUUUUCCCAGACGUUUUUAGAGUUUCAGCAGUCAUUGUAUGUUAUACAUAUCUUUCAGUGGAUACCUACCAUGACCAGUAGUUCAGAUCUGCCACUGAUCAGACCGAGAACCACCUGUUCCCAGUCAGUACUGGAUCAGGAGGUUCCGUGGCAAUCGGAUCUAUACAUCGAUACUCAUCAAAUACAUUGCCACUUUUAAAGAAAACAAUGCAAGAUUCCAAAAGUAAACUUAAUAAAGGUGUUGUAUCCCAAUGACCUAUAAAUGUCAACAGACAUUUAUUAUUCUGCUUACUCCUUGGUUUAAGUCAAACCU
This is a messenger RNA of Lepisosteus oculatus (spotted gar), 2138 nucleotides long. Lineage: Eukaryota; Metazoa; Chordata; Actinopteri; Semionotiformes; Lepisosteidae. The record is from RefSeq and is a predicted model, not a curated record.